Grus americana (Whooping crane) is the source of this 7554-nucleotide messenger RNA. RefSeq names its product phospholipase C eta 2 (gene PLCH2). Lineage: Eukaryota; Metazoa; Chordata; Aves; Gruiformes; Gruidae. The record is from RefSeq and is a predicted model, not a curated record. Gene Ontology annotation, biological process: phosphatidylinositol-mediated signaling; lipid metabolic process. Bases 676 to 6165 code for a protein of 1829 amino acids. The transcript has 23 exons. Gene Ontology annotation, molecular function: phosphatidylinositol-4,5-bisphosphate phospholipase C activity; calcium ion binding.
GGCGCGUGAGUGGCGGCUGCUUCUCUCCGUCUCCUCAGUGCUGCGGCUUCUCCCUGCCGCACGGCGCCGGCUCUGACAGCCGCUGGUGCUGCCGCUCUCCGACUGCCCCCUCGCUCCAGGGUGCCGCGGGGGGGUGCCCAGCAGCCCAGCCAUUGCCCGGGCUCUGCAAUGCCGCCGGCCAGUGGCGGCUCCGCAGCCCUGGCUGCCCCCCCACCCCUAGCGCGCUUCUAACGCGGCCGCGGAGCGGGCUAGCUCGGUGUUGUCGCCUCCGCCCCGAGGGGCGAGAGGAAGCCGGGCCACGUCUGGCUGAGGUUUGCAACAUGCAAGAGACCCUGGGAAGAUACACCGAAGACUUGUAACUAUUUUGCUCCUGGGAAGGGCCAUCACAUCCAUUCUAUCAAGACUGAGCUCAGUGGUAGUUCUUUCUCCACACUGAUAAUAUAAAUUCUAUUUUUCAAUGCAUGGAAUUUGUGUCAGCAGGAUUGAACCAGGACAGUGUCCCGAAUGUGGAGGUCCAGAGAAGGCAAGCACUGUGACUUCUGAAGUAAGCCAGCAACGCCCUGAAAUUCUUGGUUUUUCUCAGAUACUCUUAUUACUUGACUGAAUCUUUCUGCAGAUACCUAUUCUGAAAUACUUUGACUUGGAGCAAACAGCAUUGUGCUCUGAAAGCUUGAGAUGGCUCUGACUUCUCCAAAACCUGUAGUAGGGGAUUUGACACAAAGAGAAGAACUCGUGCCCCAUGAUGGAAACUGUUUCCACUUCCUCUCUGCAAACAUCAUCACAAUAGUGGAAAGAUGUAUGAGUUCCAUGCAAGCUGGUACCCAAAUGAUCAAACUCCGUGGCGGUUCCAAAGGGCUGGUCCGCUUCUAUUACUUGGAUGAGCACAAGUCAUGUAUUCGCUGGAGACCCUCUCGAAAGAAUGAGAAAGCCAAAAUUUCUAUCGACUCUAUUCAGGAGGUUUGUGAGGGGAAGCAAUCAGAGAUCUUUCAGCGCCAUGCCGAUGGUAGUUUUGAUCCCAACUGCUGCUUCAGCAUCUACUAUGGUGACCAUAUGGAGUCUCUUGACCUGGUAUCUUCCAGUGGAGAGGAAGCACGCACCUGGAUCACAGGGCUAAAAUACCUGAUGGCAGGGAUCAGUGAUGAAGACAGCCUCUCAAAACGCCAAAGGACCAGAGACCAGUGGUUGAAGCAGACAUUUGACGAGGCAGAUAAAAAUGGUGAUGGCAGUCUGAGUAUUAGUGAAGUGCUCCAGCUAAUGCACAAGCUGAAUGUGAACCUCCCCCGGCAAAAAGUCAAGCAAAUGUUUAAGGAGGCUGAUACGGAUGAUAACCAGGGCACGCUGGGCUUUGAUGAGUUCUGCGCCUUCUAUAAGAUGAUGUCAACACGACGUGAUUUGUACCUGCUAAUGCUCACCUACAGCAACCACAAGGACUACCUAGAUGCAGAUGACUUGAGACGCUUUCUGGAGACUGAACAGAAGAUGACAAAUGUGACUAAAGAACACUGCCUGGAAAUCAUCAGCAAGUUUGAACCGUGCCUGGAGAACAAGAAGGAGGGAGCUCUGGGGAUUGAUGGUUUCACCAAUUACAUGCGGAGUCCAUCAGGGGACAUAUUCAACCCAGAACACUACCAAGUGAAUCAGGACAUGAGUUACCCUUUGAGUCACUAUUUCAUUACCUCUUCACAUAAUACCUACCUCAUGGGAGAUCAACUGAUGUCCCAGUCUAGGGUGGACAUGUAUGCAUGGGUGCUACAAUCUGGCUGUCGUUGUGUAGAAGUUGACUGCUGGGAUGGGCCGGACGGUGAACCAAUUGUCCACCAUGGAUACACUUUGACUUCCAAAAUUCUCUUCAAAGAUGUGAUUGAAACUAUCAACAAAUAUGCCUUUACCAAGAAUGAGUACCCUGUUAUCUUGUCAAUUGAGAACCAUUGCAGUGUCAUUCAGCAGAAGAAGAUGGCUCAGUAUCUUACAGAAAUUCUGGGAGACAAACUAGAUCUGUCUUCGGUGCACAAUGAUGAUUCUACCAAGCUUCCUUCACCCGCAAGUCUAAAAGGAAAGAUCUUGGUUAAGGGGAAGAAACUUCCAGCCAACAUCAGUGAUGAUGCAGAGGAAGGUGAAGUUUCUGAUGAGGACAGCGCUGAUGAGAUCGAUGAUGACUGUAAAAUAAUGAAUGGAGAUGCAUCUACGAAUAGGAAAAGAGUGGAGAAUAUAGCAAAGAAAAAACUUGAUUCACUGAUAAAAGAAUCCAAAAUCCGCGAUUGUGAAGAUCCAAACAAUUUUACAGUUACCACUCUACCAUCAUCAGGAAAGGCUGGUCUAAAAUCAGAUAGUAAGAAGAAUAAAUUUGAGGAUGAUGUGGAAUCUGGGGAAGACUUCAGUACCAAUAAAAGGCACAGCCGGUCAUUGAUGGGCAGUUUUUCUAAACGCAAGAAAAAAGGAAGCAAAUUGAAAAAGGCAACAAGUCUGGAAGAGGGUGAAGAUGAUUCGGAUUCUCAAGGAAAUUUAGCAAGGAGCUCUGUACAUUACGGCAGGAUAAACCGACAGAAGAAAACAAUGAAGCUGUCCAGGGCACUCUCUGACUUGGUGAAAUACACAAAGUCUGUUGGCAUCCAUGAUGUUGAAACUGAAAUCUCUUCCAGCUGGCAGGUUUCAUCUUUCAGUGAAACAAAAGCCCACCAGAUACUGCAGCAAAAGCCAGCACAGUAUCUACGUUUCAACCAGCAUCAGUUGUCCCGCAUCUACCCAUCUUCUUAUCGUGUGGACUCUAGCAACUACAAUCCCCAGCCAUUCUGGAAUGCUGGCUGCCAGCUUGUUGCACUAAACUACCAGUCAGAGGGGAGAAUGCUGCAACUGAAUCGGGCCAAAUUUAGUGCCAAUGGGAAUUGUGGCUAUGUCCUCAAACCAAACUGCAUGUGUCAAGGUGUCUUUAAUCCAAAUUCUGAAGACCCACUGCCUGGUCAAUUGAAGAAACAGCUGGUUCUAAGAAUUAUCAGUGGUCAACAACUCCCAAAACCACGUGAUUCCAUGUUGGGAGACAGAGGAGAGAUCAUAGAUCCAUUUGUUGAAGUAGAAGUUAUAGGCUUACCUGUUGAUUGCUUCAAAGAACAAACUAGAGUAGUUGAUGAUAAUGGUUUUAACCCAAUGUGGGAAGAAACGUUGGUGUUCACAGUACACAUGCCAGAGAUUGCACUGAUUCGAUUCCUUGUGUGGGAUCACGAUCCAAUUGGGCGUGAUUUUAUUGGACAGAGAACAAUAGCUUUCAGCAGUAUGAUGCCAGGUUACCGACAUGUGUACCUGGAAGGUAUAGAAGAGGCAUCCAUCUUUGUUCAUGUGGCUAUUAACGACAUCUGUGGUAAGGCCAAACAAGCUCUAGGUCUAAAAGGCCUGUUUCUCAGAAAUCCAAAGCAGGCCUCUCUGGACAGUCAUGCUGCUGGGCAGCUCCAUCGCAAACAUUCCUUUAGCAGCCACAUCUUGAGACGGACAGCCAGCGCACCCACCAAAAGCCAGAAGAAGAGCAAGAAGGGCUUUCCUGAAAUUGCUUUUGACACAAAAGACAACAGCUCGGAAGGAGCCGGUGAAGACCGUGAAGUGGAAGCUGCCUCACAGCCUCGCUUUGAGCAAGAGCCAGAAAGUCCUUCUCUGUCACCAGCUCCCAGAGAUGGUGCCAGUGGGGAGGUACAUGGCAAGGGGUUGAAAGGUAAGGCCCAUGGUUCUCGUAAAGCCAAAAGCCACAGUCGUGCUCAAGGGGGUGCUGCUUUCAGUGAACCCAUACAGAGGUCUAACAGGGUCCGGCUUCAGGAGCACCAGAGUGAGAAGCAAAGCGUCUUUGCACGCUGUGCCAUCAACAGCUCUGGUAGGAUUGGAGUGGCCACCAAUUGCAUGAAAUGCAUGAUUGGUUCCAAAGAAAGCCCAGAUCUAGAAUGCAAGUGGAGUGACCAUCCUACCAGGCCUAUUGCUAAAGAUAUACUUCACCACGAUCAGUAUAGCAGUAUAACUGGAGAAGAGAGGUUAGAGCUAAAAACCUGGGCUGUUAAAAGUCAGCCCAGGCGGCAAUCAGAUUUGCAGUCUUGCAGCAUCCCUGGAACUGCCGAUGAUCUAACAAGGAGCACCCAGUCUUUUGUGACCCCAGGGAAGAAAAAUGUUGAAUCUAAAUGUCACGGAAUAAAGGCUCAUUCCCGGCAGCGGUGGCAGUGCCAAUCAGGUGGCAAGUAUGGAAGCACUGUCAACUUGGUCGCAGCCAGCAAUGGCUCUAUAUCCUCCAACUCCAGCAGUCUAGAAAGCCUUGGAAGCCCAGAAUUCCCCAAGCGCUGCUCUGAAACUUCUCGAAGGCAAGUGGGCACCCUACAGAGGGAAAUGAAUGCCUUGUUCGUUCAAAAAUUGGAGGAAAUUCGAAGUAAAUCCCCUAUAUUCUUUACUGAUGUCUGCCAUUUCUCAAUACAGAGGUCAGUCACUUCUUUAUGCAGCCUAGAAACUAUCACUGAAGAGCCUGUUAUUGCCAAUGAAAACCAUCAUGCCAGCCUUUUCUUCCCUCUACCCAUUACUCCUUACAGUGAUUCUGAAGAAGGGUCUGUGUCUGAUCAUUCCACUGAAUCUCAAUUGGAAUUAAGCAGCACAUCCAACCAGCCUCAAGAAUCUCUACUCGCUAGAGAACAAAGAACUAAUCUGGCUGCAGAAGACCAAGUGCAGAUAGUCGCAAGAGCAAUUGACACAAGUGUAGUGGUCCAAGAAGAUGAGAGGACAAGCACGGCAGGAUAUCUCAAAGAAGAAGAUGGUUGGACGCAGGCAUGCAGUAAAGAUGAAGAUCAGUGCAGAUUGGCAGUGCAUCCUCAAAAAGCCUGGCUGGUAGCGGCACCAGGUAAGACUGCUGGCCAACCUGUUGAAAACUGCCAGAAGCAAAAUGACCAACCAGGUCAGGUAUUAACAGACAUGAAAAGCACCAUUGAAUCUAAAGCCCAAAACCUUAGUGCAGCAGCUGUUCUGCCGCAGCAAAACAAUGUGGUUAACAGCACACAGAAAACUUUGCCACCAGAUACUUUGCAGAAAGCCCAGGCUGCACAGGCUCUACCUGCUUCUGCGUCUCAGACGAGCUCUUACAUGUUAGUAAGAAGGUCAAAGAAUGAAGGACUGAAGGUGUCAGACUCCUCAGCCUUAAUAAAAAUUCCAAGUAGCCUGUCUCCAGCAGCAGAAGUAUACUUUGAUGCCACUAUUAAUGACCGGAUCUGGAGCAAGCUAGAUUGCAGCAAUCAUCGUGACAGCAUGUCUUCCUCUUCCAGCAUGUCCUCCAAUGACACUGUGAUAGAUCUCUCUCUGCCCAAUCUAGCUCGCAAAAGCCUCCCAGAUCUUGGCAUGCGGCAUGAAAAUUUUGAGCCCCUUGCCAUAAGAAAGGGUAUGCGCCCACGAUCUGCUACAACAUCUGGUAACGAGAUGCCAGUGGUGAGCAAGAGCAAAUCCAAUCCUAACCUGAGGUCUGGCCAGCUGCCAGCAGAUGAAUUGUGCCCCCGUCCUCUUGCCAGGAGUCCUCAAGAUACAUUCUCAUCCAUUCCUAGAAGGCAUACCUGGAGCAGGCUGUACAUAGAAAGCCUCAGACAGUCUUCUAACAAAUCCAAAGCACAGGAUAUGGUUGGGAAUAACCAGGCAAAAUCCAAAAGUCUUGGAGACCUUACCUCUGAUGAUAUUGUGUGCACUUUUGAAAGCAAAUACCGUAGCAUCAGCAGAAGUUUUGUCACUCGAUCAAUGCGGGAGCAGCGCCGCUCUUCAAGCCUGAGAUCUUCAGUCAAGUCCCAGGAUGAAUUGACUGAGCAGCUAAAGAAGCUGACAGCCUUUCAGCAGGAAAAUGAUAUCACUUCCCCUAUCAGUCUUGAUCCAACUGAAUCUGAAGAGGAAGGGGAAAGCUUGGGACUCCUUCGCAGGUCUUCAUCUCGCAGUCAGAGUCGGGUGCGGUACAUUGCCAACAGGGCUAAGCAAGCUCAGGAGAGACAGCGGCUGCAAAGCCUAGGCCAGCUCAGCGGGAGUCCCAUUGAGGAGAGAGGAAAUCCAGAGGGAGCCUGCAGCGUUGCAAAAGCAGUUUGUAUGGAUAUAGCUUCUCCUGCUGUGUUUACAUCCCAGCCGAAGAACCAAACUGAUUAUAACACUGACACAGAAGUCUUCUUUAUGCUAAAACUGUAAUUCUGGGCAGCACUGAUAAGGCAAUGUUUACAUUCCUGUCAAAACAAAACUUAGUGACCUGAGAGGCACAAAAUAUCCUCAUAUGGCUUGGUGCUUCCUGGCCUUCCCUUGAGUGGAAGGUACUUAAUAUCAUGACUCCAAAAGAAUAGCCGAGUGUUAAAUUUGUCAGCAGUUUGUGGAAAUGGAACAAUCAAGUGAAAUUGGAGACAUGUUUUUACAGUCCUAAUGAUCUGACCUCCUUUAUUUUUUAAUUACACUUUUCCCAGCCUCAAAUUUGGUCUCCUUUGUGUGUGACCACUUAUUUGCAUUUGCAGUUUGCUCUGUGCAAGUCUCAUGUUCUUUACUAAUUUCAGUAAUUGCUUCUUAUAAUAGGUAAACAUUUAUGCAAUGUUAACGACAGCUAAGGUAAAUUUUGCUCUUACAAAUUGUGGAUCCAUGAAAUGAGGCUGGAUUUAAAAUCAUGCUCCCUGUUCUGUUUUAUUUUUUUGGAAGAGUCUGAUGCCUCUGAGGGUGUCUUCUCUGGGAAAAUAAGUCAAAACUGCAGUGUAGUUGUUUCAUCAAUUAACAAUGUAGUAGAUAAAGUCCAUCUUCCAUCAUGGACCUGUUUAUUUCAGUGAAAAUCCAUAUUGUCCCACUCUUUGAAGAAGAACUCCCACUGUGUUCCAAAGCAAUGCUUUUUUUAAACCAAGCUUGUUUAUAUAUAUAAAUAUAUAUGUACAUCUGUGUGUAUGCAAAUAUAUGUCUGCACAUGUAUGUACACAUGCACACACUUAAACUGAACUGUGACUGUUCCUCGUCUCAAAACAUAAUCUGUGGGAAUGAGACAGGAGAGAGAAGGGAAUUACUAAAACCAGACAGGAAAUGUCUUCUGACUUUAAUUCAGAAAUGGCUAAAAAGCAUGCUAGCUUUUCUCGAAUACAGCACCAUCCCUUCUUUAUGGUAUUUUAACAAUGCUGCUGUACAUAGCACUUUUUGGAUGAAUUUUACUAUUUCUGUAUUGCACUGCCAUGCAAAAUUUUCAAUGGCAUGUUUUAAAAAAAAGAGAUAUUUAAUUUUUUAGAUGGACAUAUUUAGACUUAAAUACCCACCUAAACAGAAUAAUAAUUUUUCCUCCCCAUUUUUUUUUACUUUUUAUUUUUAGGGAUGUGCGUGUGUCCCCCAGUAAUUAUGCCAUUUAUUAUAGAUGUACAUUUUAUCAGUGAUGGAGAAGAAUGUUUACUGAGAUGCAUUUUAAAGAGAAACAGAGGUUUAAUUUUAUUUCAGGCUACAUAGAGUCCCUAUUAUUGAGAGGAUAUUUUGCUUUUGUUUGUAAUGACUCUUUUGUGUAUACUGCAAAAUCUAAAUAUUUGUUUGUAAAACCACCUUACACUACUAAAAUAAAUAUAUUUA